This is a messenger RNA of Tetrapisispora phaffii CBS 4417, 813 nucleotides long. RefSeq names its product Pet122p (gene PET122). Bases 1 to 813 code for a protein of 270 amino acids. Gene Ontology annotation, cellular component: mitochondrial inner membrane. Gene Ontology annotation, molecular function: translation initiation factor activity. The transcript has a single exon. Gene Ontology annotation, biological process: positive regulation of mitochondrial translation. NCBI's taxonomy places the organism in Eukaryota, Fungi, Ascomycota, Saccharomycetes, Saccharomycetales, Saccharomycetaceae. The record is from RefSeq and is a predicted model, not a curated record.
AUGUCUGAAGAUCUCAGAUCUCAGUUAUAUGUGCAGUGCCUGAAUAGGGAAUUCGAUGCUGCAUUGGAAAACUUCAAGAGUAUUCCUGUUAAUGAGAUGGAUUAUUCGCUUUUGAAACUGUAUAUGAACAAUAGUUGCCAAUGGGGUCAUUUUCCAUCAAUUCAAUACAUCUGGUACAAAUAUGUGAUGAGAAACCAAGCUCUACUAAUCGAGCCAAGUCUGUUAUGUGAUAUGGCAAAUAUGUGUGUGGCUGAAAACCAAUCAUUUAUGCCAAAUCAGAUUUACAUGUAUUAUAAGAAAUAUUAUUACAAGGACCAGCUGUCGCAGUCUCUACCCAACAAUUCCCAGAUCGAAUACGAGCUACUUAAGGCCAAGGUGGAAAGCUUUGCCAAAACAAGUAAAGUUGGCACAUUGUUUCAAGAAAAAUGGUAUCUAUUUGUCAAGGAGAUGGACAAUUACCUCUCACCGCAAGUGAUCUUCAAAGUACGAGACUUCCCCCUGCUUACAGAGAGUUUGAGGGACUUGAACAUCGCAGAUUUAAAGCAAUUACUCUUCACAAAUGGAAACAUAGAUAUCAAAAACAACUCAACACCUGCGCUACUCCUAAACAUGUCUCUGUUGCAACCAAACGAGAUUUUUGAUGAUCAAAUCAAAUUCCAACUCUUCAAACGAUUCAAGGAAGAGUUUCCAGCUCUGAGUCUCACUGAUUCGGUCAAAAUAUUACACCAUAAGUUUAAGGAUAACAUGUACUUGAUCCAACAACUAAAGAUGCAUGCCCCAUCAGAUGAUUGGGUCAAAAUUAUAAACGAGUAA